CCGCGUUCCGGUUCCGGUCGGUUGCCCUGGAGACGCGGAUACACAGAGAAACGGAUCUCCUCUGAGGCUGAGCCGUCCCGGUGGCCGCUCUCUCCUUGGACUCGCAGGCUGUGUGCCGACGAGCUGGUGUCGCCGCCGAGUUUCUCGAGGGCAGAGCGCGGCUACGGACGCCAUGAGCCAGAGGCAGGUGCUGCAAGUGUUCGAGCAAUACCAGAAAGCUCGGACCCAGUUCGUGCAGAUGGUGGCGGAGCUGGCGACCAGACCCCAAAACAUCGAGACGCUGCAGAACGCGGGUGUAAUGUCUUUGCUGAGGCCUCUUCUUCUGGAUGUGGUCCCAACAAUUCAACAGACUGCAGCUUUGGCUCUUGGGAGACUGGCUAAUUAUAAUGAUGACCUAGCAGAAGCAGUUGUGAAGGGUGACAUUCUUCCACAGCUUGUUUAUUCACUGGCAGAACAGAAUCGUUUUUAUAAGAAAGCAGCUGCCUUUGUGUUACGAGCAGUUGGUAAACAUUCUCCUCAGCUAGCUCAGGCAAUAGUUGAUUGUGGAGCACUGGAUACAUUGGUGAUAUGCUUAGAAGAUUUUGACCCUGGAGUCAAGGAGGCUGCAGCCUGGGCACUUGGAUAUAUUGCGAGACAUAAUGCAGAACUGUCACAAGCUGUGGUGGAUGCAGGAGCGGUUCCUCUUUUAGUACUCUGUAUCCAGGAGCCAGAAAUUGCUUUGAAAAGGAUUGCUGCUUCGGCCCUCAGUGAUAUUUCAAAGCAUUCUCCAGAGUUAGCACAGACAGUAGUGGAUGCAGGAGCUAUUGCCCACUUAGCCCAGAUGAUCCUGAAUCCUGAUGCUAAAUUGAAGCGUCAGGUCCUUUCAGCUCUCAGUCAGAUAGCAAAACAUUCUGUGGAUCUGGCAGAAAUGGUGGUUGAAGCAGAGAUUUUUCCAGUUGUACUUACCUGUCUGAAGGACAAAGAUGAAUAUGUGAAGAAAAAUGCUUCUACUUUAAUUAGAGAGAUUGCAAAACAUACACCCGAGCUUUCGCAGCUGAUAGUUAAUGCAGGAGGAGUUGCCGCUGUGAUUGAUUGUAUUGGCUCCUGCAGAGGAAACAUAAGGCUGCCUGGCAUCAUGAUGCUGGGUUAUGUAGCGGCCCACUCUGAGAACCUGGCAAUGGCAGUGAUCAUUUCCAAGGGUGUACCCCAGUUGUCAGUCUGCUUGUCAGAAGAACCAGAAGAUCAUAUUAAGGCUGCUGCUGCUUGGGCCUUAGGACAGAUUGGGAGACACACUCCUGAACACGCACGGGCUGUUGCAGUCACAAAUACUUUGCCAGUUCUGCUUUCUUUGUACAUGUCAACAGAAAGUUCUGAGGAUCUUCAAGUAAAAAGUAAAAAAGCUAUAAAGAAUAUCCUACAAAAAUGCACCUAUCUACCAGCUCUUGAACCAUUUCUGUAUGAUGCUCCUCCCAAUAUUCUGAAGCAUGUGGUUGGACAGUUCAGUAAGGUGCUGCCACAUGAUAGCAAAGCACGACGACUUUUUGUAACAAGUGGUGGACUUAAAAAGGUUCAAGAGAUAAAAGCAGAACCUGGAUCUCUCCUUCAAGAAUACAUCAACAGUAUUAAUAAUUGUUACCCAGAAGAAAUAGUAAGGUAUUAUUCCCCUGGAUAUUCAGAUACACUUCUGCAGAGAGUGGACAGCUAUCAACCACUUAUUAACUAAGCAAAAUUAUGUUUUUAUGCUCAAAUUCACAGCAGAAAAUUUAUGAUUAACAAUUGUUAAAGCUCUUAAUAUUUGAGCUAAAUACAUUCUAGAUUUAUUCAACGUGAAAUACAUUUAGGUAAUGUUUUCUAAAUUUAUACAAUACUUUAAAAAUUAGUAACUUCACUGUAUGAGGAACUAUUCAUGGCUAUUUGCAUAUAUAGGAUUUGCUCUUAAGGUAGAUUAAAAAAAGAUACUAAAGGCUUUUAAGGUAUUUGUUAUUGUUCUAGUAAAAAAUCACACCUACAUGCACACACAUACACACGCGUGUGCACAUGUAUACACACACAUCAUACACACACCCCUCAAUGAGAUAUAGAUAAGAGAUGGUGUUCAAAAAAUCCUUAGUUAUUACGGCCAAUUCCUUAUAUGCACAGCAAAACUGGCUUUGUAAAUUCCACACUAGGACAUAGGGGGGAAAUAGUUGAAAGAGGAAAGUGAUAACAGGGAUACAUCAUGUACUCUGAUGCUGGUUACAUAAAUGCAUUAGCCUAACACAAACUCUCUGGAUAAUUUGUUCAGUUUUCCUAAGAACUUAGGAAGACCCUACUCUUCAUCACAAGUUUUCCACACACUCUUCAUCUUCCCCUACCUGUUCCUUACGUUCAUGAGGCUGGAGAGGGUAGAAGUCAGUAUUAAGCAUCAUACUACUGCACACACACUUUCCAUCUUCAUCGAAAGGUUUCUCAGUCCAACUUUGUGAAGAAACAAGGAAGCAGCCAUGAAAAAUGGUCCUCAGUAUUCCCCUGUCCUAUCUUCACUUCCCCAAGUUUCAAAAGUCACAUUCUCAGGGAUUAAAGGAAUUAUUUGAAAAGAAUACCAUCAAGCUUAGACUUCACAUGCAUGUUCACUUAGGAAGCUGUAUGGAGGUGGGGGAGAAUUUCAAUAAAAUUUAAAUAAAAACCGCAUUAGAAUUGUUUCAUUUUUCUUAUCUAGUGUGUUUCUGACACUGGAGGAUUUGUGAUAAAUUCAGGGGUCUUGGUUAGAUGGUAUGUGUGUGUCUUUUGAUCUAAAGAGACAUUACUUAAAGUGAUCUCUCCGGGGGGCCUGAAGAGGAGGUGACUGUAUGACCCAGAGGGCCCCUUGGCCACAGUGUUUCUAGUUUGGCCGUUUUCAGGUUUCCUUUUUGAACUCACUCCCUCUCUCUUUUUUUCCCUCAAAACAACCUACCCAUUUGUUUUAGUAUUGUCUGGGUUCUUCUC
Molecule: messenger RNA, 2943 nt
Organism: Trichechus manatus latirostris (Florida manatee)
Lineage: Eukaryota; Metazoa; Chordata; Mammalia; Sirenia; Trichechidae
Gene: SPAG6
Product: sperm associated antigen 6
Exons: 11
Coding region: 173-1702 (509 amino acids)
Biological process (GO): neuron projection extension; filopodium assembly; epithelial cilium movement involved in extracellular fluid movement
Cellular component (GO): microtubule cytoskeleton; axoneme; acrosomal vesicle
Molecular function (GO): microtubule binding
Source: RefSeq, a predicted model, not a curated record